Molecule: messenger RNA, 705 nt
Organism: Clonostachys solani
Lineage: Eukaryota; Fungi; Ascomycota; Sordariomycetes; Hypocreales; Bionectriaceae
Source: the annotation of a GenBank genome assembly
AUGGAUACGCCCCAGUCCGUCACCAACAUGGAAAUCAAGGAUUCUGUUAUGCCGCUCAAAGCAACUCAGCCUCGGGGCCUCAUUCAAAAUAAAAGAGACGACGACGACACUAUGCAGGUCGGUGCCAACACUAACCUUGACUGUAGUGACAAUGAUAAAGAUCUUGCCGUUACUUGUGAUGAUAUCCCGUUCGGCGAACGCUGCCAUGGCGACGAUAGCGAUAUACUUGAUAGUGUCCGGCAUGACAAGACCGAUGGUUGGAAGAAGAUUUCAGCUUGCGCUUGGGACAACGACGACCCAUGCGGACAGGCCAUUACCGGCGGGGUUGUGUUCAAUGAAAAGGACAUGGACGGCACAGAGGAUAGUCGCGGUCCGGGGAAGAAAAGACAAGAAGUUGAUAAGGACAAGAAGCCAAGGCAUAAGGAACAUCGUGCAUCUCUGUACACAUUUCAACACAAAGAUGGAACGUUCUAUCAUGUUCGCAUGGAGUCUGAGCUUGGAGAAGAGUAUCGUAAGCUUGCUACCAAAGCUGAGAAGAAGGCAUUCAUUCUCGCCAAUGGGUUUCCGAAAGGAAACCUUUAUGAAGCUAGAGCCCGUGGAAAGGUCCGACGGGAAGAGAAACGCCUCGAGGAAGAGUCAAGAGAGGAAAUCCCAGAGGUUGAUCCUGUGCGUUUAACUAUUUCUGUUUUUUAUUUAGAGGGGUAA